Molecule: messenger RNA, 1611 nt
Organism: Saccharomycopsis crataegensis
Lineage: Eukaryota; Fungi; Ascomycota; Saccharomycetes; Ascoideales; Saccharomycopsidaceae
Gene: PCK1
Product: phosphoenolpyruvate carboxykinase PCK1
Exons: 1
Coding region: 1-1611 (536 amino acids)
Biological process (GO): gluconeogenesis
Cellular component (GO): cytosol
Molecular function (GO): phosphoenolpyruvate carboxykinase (ATP) activity; ATP binding
Source: RefSeq, a predicted model, not a curated record
AUGUCAUUUGAUCAUUCACAAUUCAAAAGCGCCCUUGGUCUUGAUCCAGAGGCUAUUGUUCGUCACAACUCCUCGGUAUCAAUCCUUUACGAAGAUGGGCUACAGGAAAAAGGCACCAUAAUAUCUUCUACUGGGGCUUUAACCGCGUACUCUGGCUCGAAAACCGGUCGUUCUCCAAGAGACAAGCGGAUUGUCGAUGAAGAAACCUCGACCCAUAACAUUUGGUGGGGCCCAGUCAACCGCAAGGUCAAUGAAAAUGUAUGGAAAAUCUCGAAAGAACGGGCUAAAGAUUACCUUAGAACUAGAGACAAAUUGUUUGUUGUGGAUGCUUUUGCUGGAUGGGACCCAAAGUACCGGAUUAAAGUGAGAGUCGUGUGCGCUAGAGCUUACCAUGCGUUGUUUAUGAAGAAUAUGUUGAUCACUCCUACCGAAGAAGAACUCAAAACUUUUGGCGAACCUGAUUUCACCAUUUACAAUGCCGGUCAAUUCCCUGCCAAUCGAUUCACUGAUGGUAUGACCUCUUCUACCUCAGUGGAAAUCAAUUUCAAAGAAAUGGAAAUGGUAAUUUUGGGAACCGAGUACGCAGGAGAAAUGAAGAAAGGUAUCUUUACCGUAAUGUUUUACCUCAUGCCUAUCAAUCACAAUGUGUUAACCUUGCAUUCUUCUGCCAACCAAUCUACCGAUGACACAAAAGAUGUAACUCUUUUUUUCGGUCUUAGUGGUACAGGUAAAACUACCCUUUCUGCUGACCCUCACCGGUUGCUCAUUGGUGAUGACGAACAUUGUUGGUCUGACGAUGGGGUCUUCAACAUUGAAGGUGGGUGUUACGCCAAAUGUAUUGGAUUAUCUCAUGAAAGAGAACCGGAUAUUUUCCAAGCCAUUCGUUUUGGCUCGGUGCUAGAAAAUGUCGUGUAUGAUAAAGAAACCCGGGUGGUGGACUACCAUGAUAUUUCCAUUACCGAGAACACUAGAUGCGCUUAUCCUAUUGAAUUUAUUUCCAAUGCUAAAAUUCCUUGCAUUGCCAAUGAGCGCCAUCCUUCCAAUAUCGUGCUUCUCACUUGUGAUGCUCGUGGGGUGUUGCCAGCGGUAUCUAGACUCACCCCAGAACAGGUAAUGUACCAUUUCAUUUCUGGGUAUACUUCCAAAAUGACCGGCACUGAAGAAGGGGUUACCGAGCCUCAAGCAACUUUCAGUUCCUGUUAUGGGCAACCUUUCCUUGCAUUGCACCCAAUGAAGUACGCGGCAAUGCUCUCAUCAAAGAUGGAAAAGCAUCAAACCAAGGCUUGGUUAUUGAACACUGGGUGGGUCGGACAAGGUAUCAAUAAUGGUGGUAAGCGUUGUCCACUCGCGUUCACCAGAGAGAUCUUGGAUAAUAUCCAUAAUGGAAGUUUAAAUGAUGUGGAAUACGAGACUUACCCAGUGUUCAACUUGCAAGUACCUAAGUCCUGUGGUAAUGUUCCUAAAGAGCUUUUGAAUCCGUUCCAUGAUGCAGCUCACAGUAAAGGGUUAAAUGGAAGAUUGCAGGAUUUGGCUCAAUUAUUUGAUGAAAAUUUUGAAACUUAUAAAGGUGGUUGUACCAAAGAGGUUAUCAAUGCUGGUCCAAAGAUUUGA